Closterium sp. NIES-67 is the source of this 1032-nucleotide messenger RNA. The record is from the annotation of a GenBank genome assembly. NCBI's taxonomy places the organism in Eukaryota, Viridiplantae, Streptophyta, Zygnematophyceae, Desmidiales, Closteriaceae.
GACUCCCCCAACCGACCGCCAUUUGCCCUAGGACGAGUCCGCUAGCACGGUCCUGUCUCUAGGCUGCUGCUGAUGAGUCCUCAGGCCUUCGCUGAAACGUGAUAAGCAUAAACUGCACAAACCGCAUAAACGCGAUAACUACCAGCCGACACAAACUGAUUCCGACAGCUUAUCAGCCGACACGGCCUCACCUCUACCAAAUCAGCAGCUGCACGCCACCACCACCGUGGCAGAUCACAUUACCCGGUAGAUCACAGAUCUUCCUCCUUCCGUCGGUCAAACAGCGCAGCCAAGCCUCGUUAAGAAUGGCUUAUAACCGUUAUCUCCUCCUCGCGCUCCUAGCGGCCGCGCUAGCUCUCUCGGUCGCACCACAGCUAACCGCUUCAGAACCCAGUUCUUCGGCUCUCAGGUCCAAGUCCUUUGGCGCGACCAGUGGCGACUCCCACGCACCGGCGAGCACUAAUAAUGCGCGGGUGCUCAAAUCCUCCAGCGAGCAUUCCUCCUCGUCCUCUUCGUCUUCCUCGUCCUCCUCCACUUCCUCGUCGUCUAACCACAGCAGCAAGAAGAACAAGAGCAGCGCGAGCAGCGGCGGCAGCAACAGCGGAAGCAACAGCGGCAGCAGCAGUGGGGGUAGCGGGGGCAGCGGGGCGUACAAAGCAAGGAAGCACGGCAGGGGGAGCGCAACGAGCAGCGGCGGAGGCGAGGGAUAUUGCCCCUACGCCGGUCGCCCCGGGAAUUCGCCCCCCAGCAUCUUCUGCGGCGGCGCCUGCUGCAUUGACGCAGAGUACCCCUGCUGUGGAGGGCAGAUCUGCUGCAAGAGGGGCGGCUGCUGCAUCAACAAUGGCAAGCCGCAAUGCUGCUAAGGACGCGCCCGUUUUGAGCCAGCUUGACAAAAGAAUGGCAGGUCAUAAAUGCAAGUUGUGCACGUUGGUUGCCUGUAAUUCCCAUAGUUCACUUAAGGAUGUGAACCAGCAUGCCUUCCCUGCAGCCUCUAAAAAGUUGCUAAAGAAGCAAUAAAAAUCAUCUUUAGUU